Messenger RNA from Medicago truncatula (barrel medic), 2148 nucleotides. RefSeq lists its product as uncharacterized. Lineage: Eukaryota; Viridiplantae; Streptophyta; Magnoliopsida; Fabales; Fabaceae. The record is from RefSeq and is a predicted model, not a curated record. Bases 183 to 659 code for a protein of 158 amino acids. The transcript has 3 exons.
UGAUAUUUCACAUCUUCAUACCCACCUUCCUUAUAUAAAUUCCUCUCUUUAUUACACCCACUCCUAUCUAGUUGUCUCCUAUCCUAAGUUUCUUGAUUUUAUUCAUUAAUUCACAAACUAUUAUUUGUUGUAUGUUUUUUAGUUCAACUUGAAACGAAACAACCACAACACAAACCUUGGAGAUGAGGAAAAGUGGGAAAGAGCAAAAACAAAACAAGAUAGUGAGAAUAAUAACAACACCAAUAAGAGUGUUGGGAAUAGCAAAAGACAUGUACGUAAGAAGCAUAACAAAGUGCGGUAACAACAUGAAUUAUAGCAAUCCUACUGGAAGAUUCGAGAAUUUACCGCGAAGUUACAGCGCGGUAACUUCUCGAUCAGGUGGUGGUGGUGAUAACGAAGAUUUUGCUGAGUUAAUGAGAGCAGCUUCAGCUAGGACUUUGGGUAACCGAAUUGAUAUGGAUUUGGUUCUCAAACAACAACUAGAACCAAAACCCGUUUCUUCAAACGGGUUACCCAAAUCCGUUAGUGUUGGUAUGGGUCGGAUUGAUGAGGAAAAGCCUAGUGAUGAUGAUAUUGCUGAAGGUGAUGUUCCUGUGGUGGCAAAUUCUUAUCCAAGAAGUAGAAGCUAUGCUGUUGGAAAGAGAAGUGUUGUUUUGUAGAAUCAUUAAAAUUAAUCUCUCUUGAGAAUUGAUGAUGAUUUCAUUUUUCAUGUUCUGGUGUUAUUUCGUUGGUGGAUUUGUUCUGUUCGUGACUGACAGGUUAUCCCUAAUUUUUUGUUAUUGUUUUCUGUGAUUGUGUGUGUUGGAUUUUCUAUGAUUGUUUGGUAUGGCUAGUGAUAAGGAUGAUUUGCUUCAAGCUGUUAGUGUUCAUCUUAUAGGACAAAACUAUUCUUAUUGGAGUUAUGUGAUGAAAUUUUUUUUGAUAGGAAAAGAUAUGUGGGGUUAUAUUGAUGAAACUGUUGUUAAACCCACUGACAAAAAGGAUGCUGAUAAAUAUGCUCAAGCUUUCAAAACAUGGAUGAAAAGUAAUUCAAAAAUUAUUACUUGGAUUAAUAACUCUAUUGAUCAGUCCAUAGGUGUGCAACUAGCAAAAUUUGACACUGCUAAAGAGAUUUGGGAUCAUCUGAAACGAUUAUACGUUCAAUCAAACUUUGCUAAACGUUAUCAACUCGAAAGUGAUAUUAUGGCCCUCAAGCAGAACAAUAUGACCAUUCAAGAAUUCUAUUCGGCCAUGACAAAUUUGUGGGAUCAGUUGGCUCUUAUGGAAUCUGAUCAGUUGAAAGUAGUCAAAGCUUACAUUAAUCAGAGGGAAGAACAACGUCUAGUAUGGUUUCUGAUGGCUCUCCGUGAUGAUUUUGAGGGGCUUCGUGGGGGUAUUCUGCAUCGUACACCUCUUCCUAAUGUUGAAUCAGUAGUUAGUGAAUUGUUGGCAGAAGAAUUCGACUCAAGACUCAUCCCAAUAUGUCAGAUAAGGGUAUUUUCUCCACUCCUCCAUCUGUUUUUGUUGUUGCUCCUGUUCAAAGAGGAAAACCUCAAGGGAGGAUUGGGAUCGGUAACGAUGAAUGUGCUUUUUGCAAAUAAAAAGUUCAUUGGAAAGUACAAUGUCCAAAAUUAGGGAGAGCGAAUUGGAAGAAUUUCAGGGGUCCGUCAUCAAAUGUUGUUGCUGCUGCUCCUUCUACUGUUGGAUCUAGUUCUGGUUAUGCAUACUCAUCUGGUACGGCUUCUCAACUAUCUGAUCUUGCAGAGCAACUUCAGAAGCUUCUUUCCACUCAGUCACAUGCCAUGUCUGCCUCUUCUCCUAAAGGUUUGAACUCUUCAAGUGUGUCAGGAUCCACAUUCCGGGAGGCUGAUUGGGACAGGCCAUAGACAAGGGGGACUUUAUGUUUUGGAUAACUUGAGAGCUUUUGACACUGCAGCCGCAACAUCCACUACUGAGCUAUUAUCUAGUUUUCAUUUGAAUUCUUCUUCUUCUAGUUUUUAUUUGUGGCAUUCUCGUCUUGGACAUGUUUCUGCUUCUAGAUUAAAGUAUUUGGCUUCUACUGGAGCUUUAGGAAAGUUACAAACCAUUGAUAUUUCAGAUUGUUGUGGUUGUAAACUUGCAAAAUUUUCAGCUUUACCAUUUAAUAAAAGUGUCUCUGUUUCGUACUCA